GGGUCUCAGUCAGCCGCUGUCGGCCACAGCGCGAACAUGUGGUUGCAAUGCUUGGCUGCGACGUUGCUCAUCGCCGCUGCCGCGUCCCGCGAGGUCUUCACCAACACGUUCCUCGUGCGCUUCAAGCGCUCCGUGCAGCACGACGAGGCCCACCAGCUAGCGCUGCGCCACGGCUUCGACAGCCUCGGACCGGUGCUGGGCUCUGACACAGAAUGGCACUUUGCGCACCGCGGCCUGCCACAUGCGCGCCCGCGCCGCUCUAUCGCACACACGCGCAUGCUCAAGCAACACCCACUUGUUCACACAGCAGUACAACAAACCGGUUUUAAGAGAGUAAAGAGGGGAUUUCGUCCCUUAAGGCUACCGGAACCUGCGCCAGCGCCCGCUGCCGAACCCCGUGACCCCUAUUUCCCCUUACAAUGGUACUUGAAGAAUACGGGACAAAAUGGGGGGAAGCCUAAACUGGAUUUGAACGUUGAAGCCGCCUGGGCUCAAGGGUAUACGGGGGUGAAUGUUACAACUGCUAUAAUGGAUGAUGGUGUCGACUACAUGCAUCCAGAUUUGAAGUACAAUUAUAACGCAGAGGCUUCGUAUGACUUCAGCAGCAACGAUCCGUUUCCGUAUCCCAGAUAUACGGACGACUGGUUUAACAGUCACGGCACGCGAUGUGCAGGGGAGGUUGCAGCAGCGAGAGACAACGGUGUUUGCGGCGUCGGAGUGGCGUACCACUCCAAAGUUGCCGGUAUAAGAAUGUUGGACCAGCCCUACAUGACGGACUUGAUCGAAGCGAACUCUAUGGGGCACGAGCCCCAUAAGAUUCACAUUUACAGCGCUUCCUGGGGGCCUACGGAUGAUGGCAGGACUGUUGAUGGACCCCGUAAUGCUACUAUGAGGGCUAUUGUACGAGGAGUGAAUGAGGGUCGUAACGGUCUGGGCAACAUCUACGUGUGGGCGAGCGGUGAUGGCGGUGAGGAUGACGACUGCAACUGCGAUGGUUAUGCAGCUUCCAUGUGGACCGUCUCCAUCAACAGUGCCAUAAACGACGGUCAGAACGCCCACUAUGAUGAAUCCUGCUCAUCAACGCUGGCGAGUACAUUCAGUAAUGGCGCCCGAGAUCCCAGCACUGGAGUGGCAACUACCGACCUCUAUGGAAAAUGUACUGCAACUCACUCGGGCACGUCAGCCGCUGCGCCUGAAGCUGCCGGAGUUUUCGCGCUUGCUCUGCAUGCUAACCCCAGUUUAACGUGGCGAGACAUCCAACACUUGACUGUUUUGACAUCAAAGCGAAAUUCUCUUUAUGAUGCCAAGGGCCGUUUCCACUGGACGAUGAAUGGCGUAGGACUGGAGUUCAACCAUCUGUUUGGAUUUGGUGUGUUAGAUGCGGGCGCCAUGACAGCACUGGCUGCCAACUGGCGAUCAGUGCCACCACGGUACCAUUGCGAGGCUGGAUCUGUUAAUACACAUACCGAAAUCCCCUCAGAAGGUCUUCUGACCCUGAAGAUUGAUACGACAGCAUGUGCUGGAACACCGAGCGAGGUGCGCUACUUGGAGCACGUGCAGGCCGUCGUCAGCGCCAACGCCAGCAGGCGCGGUGACCUUGAACUCUUCCUUACCAGUCCAAUGGGCACCAGGUCAAUGAUUUUGAGCAGGCGUGCGAAUGAUGAUGACUCCCGUGAUGGUUUUACCAAAUGGCCGUUCAUGACCACACACACCUGGGGAGAAUACCCUCAAGGCACCUGGAUCUUAGAGGCACGUUACAACGGUGGUCCAAACAGCAACUCAGGUGACUGGUCAGGGUUCUUCAGAGGCUGGUCCCUAGUGCUUCACGGUACUAGGGCACCCCCUUACGCCCAACUCCAGCCCCAGGACCCCCACUCAAAGCUCGCCGUCGUCAAGAAGGCGCACGAAGACAACGCGAUCAACUAAUACAUAGCAACUAAACCAAGUUUUUAUCACUGAUCAGGGUUUUAUAGUUGAGAUGAUUUUUUAUUAAUAUUUGGUACAAAAUUGUAGAAAAAAAAUUAUAAAUCAAACAUUCUUGUUGGCGCAAUUUAAGUCAUUUAUCUUUUCUGUGAGGGUAUAUUUUUGUUUGAACGAAGGUCAUCUUGGAAUAAAGAAGAAUGUUUUAUGUGUAUUUUCUGGAAUGUGAUGGACUGUUGAAAAUGGGUUGGUUUUGGACAUCUAUUGCAGGGGUCUCAGCUACUGUCCUUCACUCAGACAUAUAGUUUUGAUUCCGUUAAGGUCUAUACUCAAAAUAAAUCAAACCCUUUCUGGUAAUCAGCUUGAUAUUUUAUAAUCGGUACUACUUUUAAUACCUAACGAUUGAGUUUCAUUAUUAUGAAAAUACGAUAAUGACUACAUUAAAAUUGACUAAAAAAAAUUAUUAAAAUAACGCAAAUAAAUGAUCAGUGAUUUAAAUUUGGAUUCGAAAGCAAUGUAGGCAUAACAUUUGUUGCGGAAAAUUAACUUUUUUAAUUACAAUCUCUUCCGAAUACAGACAAAUUACAAAACUUCAAAAUUACAGAUCGGUUAAAUUUUUAAUGACUCUGUAAUAAAUGUUAUGUUUACAUAAAAAAACUCGAGCGUCUGUAAAAACUUAUGUAUUUUUGUACAU
Molecule: messenger RNA, 2614 nt
Organism: Spodoptera litura
Lineage: Eukaryota; Metazoa; Arthropoda; Insecta; Lepidoptera; Noctuidae
Gene: amon
Product: prohormone processing protease amontillado
Biological process (GO): peptide hormone processing
Cellular component (GO): neuron projection; membrane
Molecular function (GO): serine-type endopeptidase activity
Source: RefSeq, a predicted model, not a curated record